Branchiostoma belcheri (Belcher's lancelet) is the source of this 3003-nucleotide messenger RNA. RefSeq names its product DBH-like monooxygenase protein 1 homolog. Gene Ontology annotation, molecular function: dopamine beta-monooxygenase activity; copper ion binding. Lineage: Eukaryota; Metazoa; Chordata; Leptocardii; Amphioxiformes; Branchiostomatidae. The transcript is spliced from 13 exons. The record is from RefSeq and is a predicted model, not a curated record. Gene Ontology annotation, cellular component: secretory granule membrane. The coding region runs from base 58 to 1902 and encodes 614 amino acids. Gene Ontology annotation, biological process: dopamine catabolic process; norepinephrine biosynthetic process; octopamine biosynthetic process.
UAUUAAGAUGCCAAGAAAAAUCCAAGACGCCUGACUCUAGCUGGUUCCACAAACAUUAUGUCUCCUUUGCAAGUCCUUGUCAUCUUUGUGGCGGGCCUGCCUGCCUUCUUGGCAGAAGCAACAACCGUCUUCACUCACAGUGCAGUUCUUGACACACAGGGGAAGUUUCGCCUACGAUGGUUCUUCGACGAAGCUAGCAUCACAUUUGAAGCCACCGCGGAAACCAGAGGAUAUGUAGCGCUGGGAUUCUCUCCAAAUGGCGGCAUGGCCAACUCUGACAUUGUGAUUGGCUGGGUGGAGGACGGGCGUGCAGAGUUGGAAGACCGCUAUGCACACGAAAAGUCACAGCCAGUCCUGGACGCCAAGCAGGACUGGACGCUGCACGAAGCACAAGAGAACGGUACUCACACCACCAUGCGGUUCAGCAGAAAACUGCAGACAUGUGAUUCCUCGGAUAGAGACAUCCAGAAAGGAACGACCAGAGUGAUUUGGGCAUACCACCCGGAUGACCCUGACCCCGGGAGGGGACCGCUCUACCACGAGAGCCGCCGAGGGACCUCCAGUCUCAACCUGCUGGACCCCCCUGCACCGCCACAAUGGGAUAGUCCUGAGGACGUCUUGACGUUCGAUGCUUUAACAGACAACGUUCAUGUACCACCUAGAGACACUACAUACUGGUGUACCGCUCUCAGGAUGCCACCAAUGGACAGGAAACAUCACAUCAUAAAGAUGGAAGCUAUCAUCCAGCCUGGGCACGAGAGACUUGUGCAUCACAUAGUUCUCUUCCAGUGUAAACACGAUGGGAACGAGAGUUUGAGUCACCUGUCAAGCCCUCGCUGUGGUUCCGUCAGAAGGUCCUUAGAUUGCGGACGCACUCGUUUUCUGGUGGCCUGGGCAGUCGGUGGCAAUGAUCUGUAUUUGCCCGAAGAUGUUGGACUACCCGUAGGUGAUGAUGAUGGCAACGUUUUAGUACUGCAGAUUCACUACGACAAUCCAAACCUGAGAGACGACCUGUACGACAGUUCCGGAAUCCGGAUCCACUACACGCCGGUACUGCGUACCCAUGACGGAGGCGUGCUGCAGAUCGGGGCAGAGGUCAGUCCCACCAUGAUGAUACCGCCUGGAGCAGACAGGUUUAACGUGUACGCGUACUGCAGUUCAUCCUGUCUCCAAGAGGUACAUGUAUGUUUUGUUUUUGGCAACGCCUGCAUGGCCAUUUUAGCAACGUUUCCGAUUCAUUUAGGACGGUCCAUUCGAGACCGCCACUACAGAAAUGGCAAAGAGCUGAAACCAAUCAACGGCAACGACGCUUAUGACUUCAAUUACCAGCAAACAACAUACCUGAAACCAUAUGUGAAGCUGUUACCGGGCGACGCCCUGGUGUUGGAGUGUGGAUACGAAACAAAAGGUCGUCACAACAUGACUUAUGGCGGUCGCGGGACCUGGGAGGAGAUGUGUAUGGACUUCCUCCUCUACUACCCAAAGAUAGACCUGGACGGGUGUGGAAGUGAACCGAACGCUCAGGACCUGGCCGCGUUCUUUGGGGUUCACAACUUCACGUACACGUACCACUAUGACGUCAUCAUAACUGGGCCCGAAGACCACCCCUUCGUCAACAAGUCUUUAUUCGAGGCUGCGCAUGCACACGGGUGGACAGAGGAUGAGAUUCGAACGUUUGAGGAACACAACCGACACAUGCCGCAUCGUAUGGUGUGUGAGGCAAAGGCACAUUUUCAGGCUCAUGAGCAACUUGAGGAUCCACCAACGUUUGAGCCUUUGAUUGAGCCAACGGACAACCCUUGCGAAGAGGAUACCAACAGCAGAGCAAACUUAUUAAGCACGUCGCAAGCGUUUACCGUUUCUUUGAUAUGCAUCGUACCAACUGUGCUGGCUUGGAUAUAAAUUACUUCAGUGUGACAAAGUUUGGAUUCAGUACAGCAGUGACACAGCCAAUGAUAACAUGGCAAUUAACGGUUCGACCAAUGAGAGAGUGGUUGCAUGUCCAUCAAAAUAUUUUCUUGAGACGCCGUUAAACGUCCAAGACUAGACCAAUCCCUGAAGCCCUGCAAGACCACCUGCGUCAAAAUGUAACAUGCAAAUAUUUGAUAGACAUGCAGCACCCCUGUCAUUGGUCGAACUGUCAUUGCGAAGCUAGGAUUGGCUGAAAUGCUAAUUAUGAUGGACAGUUAGCUAUAGGAUCUGUCGAUUUGACGAACGUCUCAGCGAUCUUCCAAUACUCUAUUGAUGAUAUUUCAUUGAUCUUCAAAGCCUGUCAUGCAACAUCUGAUCUUCAUGUGUGUGGAAGCAAGUCAGUUUUCUGCAGUACGCAUGGCGUACGCAUGGAGGCAUCAGUACUCAACCAACUUGUGUCACUACCAAAGGGCUGGUAACUAUUACACAUUCAGUACAUAGAAGGUCAAAUAUUGUAAUACGCAAUAACCACUUGUACAUGUACUUUAUACUUAAAAUGAUGUGUAGAUUAACUAAAUCUGAAUAUUCUAAAUGUUCAAAGAACAGCAUGACCAAAUAUUAAAUGAAAAGGGUACAGCCUAUCACAUACGUUAUCACUACGUCAUCAAGGUAGGUAGUCCCCAUUUCUUCUUCUGCCUUUAAGGAGACAUCUGUGUAGCCUAACGUACGGUAUCAGACGUUAGCAGAGUAAGGGGUGACGCGAGUACUGGAGUAGGGCACGAGAGGCGGGCACAAUAGGCGGUCACCACAGGCGGACUGUACCAUUUCAUGUGCGGGGGAGGGGCAAUAUCUGAAAUUCAAUGCCGUGUCCCGUUACACACAUUUUUGCCUACUCGCUGCCCCUCUAUUACAUUACAAAGCACGGAAACAUAAUUUUUUUGCCAAAUAUUUUUGGGAGUAUUUUGUAAAUUACGUAAAUUAUGAUCAUAUCCGAUAGGAUUACAAUGGGGCAUUUGCAAUGUGUCAAGCAGGUUUGAUUUAACCUCAUGAUUAUAUGGAGAAAUGGAAGCUUUUCCGAAGGGUAACAUUUUA